AUGGUUGUUCUCGAGGAAGGCGGUAUGCUGACCACUGGACAUAAUCAAUAUUUACAACCGGAUUAUCUUUCUCCGCUUCCAACCACGUUGGAUGCGAAGAAGAGUCCUUUAGCUUUAUUGGCUCAAACAUGCAGUCAAAUAGGUGCCGAUUCUCCGACAAAGCCUUUGAUUUCCCCGCUGGAUAAAACGUCCAAAGGCAUGAAUACCGGUACGAAUGCGAAAUCUCCACCGGCCGCCAAGUUGGAACGGAGUACACGCAGCAGCCCGUCGGACGGGAAGUCGUUGGCGUUUAAACCUUACGAGACUAACGUCGUCUCGAAGAAGUCGUCCUCCGACGAGAGUAGACCUGCUUCCAAAGCGAGUGUUCACAGUGUCAGUGGUCAAGAGAGUUGUGGUGUGAGUGCGAGUGAUAACGGGAAUCACGCGGAGAAAAAGUCAUCGGGAAAUCGUACGCCCGUCGGUCGGAAGUCGGCCUCGCCCGCGAGUCAAGCGACGGCCACGGCGAGCACCACACCGUCCAUCGUCGAUCGCAAGACGCCGCCCGAUCAUUAG
Molecule: messenger RNA, 552 nt
Organism: Apis dorsata (giant honeybee)
Lineage: Eukaryota; Metazoa; Arthropoda; Insecta; Hymenoptera; Apidae
Product: zinc finger protein Noc-like
Exons: 3
Coding region: 1-552 (183 amino acids)
Biological process (GO): negative regulation of DNA-templated transcription
Cellular component (GO): nucleus
Source: RefSeq, a predicted model, not a curated record